Messenger RNA from Poecilia reticulata (guppy), 3001 nucleotides. RefSeq names its product sorting nexin 7 (gene snx7). Gene Ontology annotation, molecular function: phosphatidylinositol binding. Gene Ontology annotation, biological process: protein transport; reticulophagy; autophagy of mitochondrion. Gene Ontology annotation, cellular component: early endosome; phagophore assembly site. Lineage: Eukaryota; Metazoa; Chordata; Actinopteri; Cyprinodontiformes; Poeciliidae. The record is from RefSeq and is a predicted model, not a curated record.
UCAAUUUUCUCACAGUUUUUACUAAUAAAACCACUCCGGAAAGUUGCAGUUACUUUGUGAUUUCUCAAAGGUUUUUCCAAGAGUCUCGCCAGGAAUAAAAGGCAGUGCCAACUGAACUUGCUGCAACCCACAUCUACUGUUUUACACUCAACAGAAACAAUGGGAUAACAGCCAUUCCAGCUUUGUGUACUAUCACUGGAGAUAAGGAAUAUCUUUCACAAAAGUUUGUCUUGCAGCAUUCUUGAAACAGAUGUGAACCACCAUCAUGUCUACUAGCGGCAGUGAUAAGUUACAGUCCGUCUCUUUCAGUUCUGUGGCUCUCUGUUGAUUCUUAGGAACUGAUUGUGAACUCACGUGAGUCUUCCGCAUCUGCGUACUGUAGAUUCCAGUCAUAGAAAAGAGAAAAUGAUUAUACUGGAAGUACGUUAGCUGUUUACCAAAAUAAAAGCACCAGUAUUAAUUUCCCAAUUAAAAGAUCAUGGGCGUUUGUUACUUUUCUAACAGUGUUAAAUUAAUCUAAUCUCUCAGAAAUUAAUGCUUUCUGUCAGAAUGUCACAUUCAUCCUGUUUAAUCUGUCAUCACUCGCCUUUCUUGAGUUGAAAUCAACAUCUGCAAAGGAUUGUUGCUGACCUUCUAUCCAACCAGAAGUACAGGUUUAGGGUCAAGAAAAGGCAAGCUAAAAUCUCAGCAGACCCCACACAAACAAACUGCUUAGACCUUCACCUUCAGGUCAAGUAGUGAUCCACUACUAUAGGUGAACCAGUUAUUUGGCUGAUGGCAGCUGUUUCUUUUUACAAAAAAACAGCUGACACAGAGACAUUUAAAGGCUGGGGUAUGUAACUUUUAUGAAAAUAUGUUAUUUGUUGUAACUGUCACUAUGUCAUGGCAGUAUAUGAGACGGAUUAUCUGUGAAAAAUGCUUGCGCCCUCUCCCUGUGAAAAGCAACCAAUCAGAAUCAAUAGGACUCUCCGCUAAAAAAUCUUCUCGCCUGACAUUUUUUAUCUGUGUCAAUCAAAAUGUAUGUGCUGCUAAAUGUGCUAAAUGUCCUUAGAGAAACUAUCUGCCAUCAUCGGUGGCCACAGAUCGAUGGCCUAACAAGUUAGCAUCGGUGGCCAUCCUAACUAGCCUGAGCAUAGUAACGGGGAGAAGCUGUAGCAUAACAUAGAGCAAGGGGGAGGCUGUGAGCAGAGUGUGCACUAGCUUGAUUGACAGCACUAGGACCAUCCUCCUGGCUCUGGUUGGUUGUUUCUGAUCUAAACCCUAUUAUUUUAUUCCCUCCCCCAUAACAUUUAGACUUAAAAUUCCUUGUUUUUGUGCACAAACUUAGUGAAUAAAGCUGAUUCCGAUUCCAAACUGAACACAACUGUAUUUCUCACAAAUUAUUAGCGCUAUAGUUAAUGCCAACAACUAUUAAACAUUAUUGUGUAAAACAAGAUUGACUGUACCUGAUUUUGAAUCAAUUGAUUGCUCCCGUUUUAUAUGUCUUAGUAACCUACAUCUGUGGGUCUCAUAAUAUGUUGUGAGACAAGUAUUGUUAAUUGACGAAUUAUAAAUAAACUAUGGCCAAAGUCGUUAUCAUGCUUUUAUUUUGAAAACGCUCAGGGAAAGUGGUUUCAGUAGCUGUGGCUUGGAAUGGAAGUUUUUCUCAAUUCUUCCUAUUGAAGUUAUUUCAUUUAAAAAGUCGGGCAUUGUAAUGAGUGGAGCUACAGUCCCGGCGGACAUUUCAGGACACAUGUUGGACCUUGAUGAGGACGAAGACCUGGAGGUGUUCAGUAAGAACACGUCCCUGGCGGAUGGCAACCCCAUGCCCAACUCUCCUGAUUCCAUGGUCAACCAGUUCCGACUGGAUGAAGAGAAUGAAGAGGAGCAGCAAGGUGCCAUUAAUAAAGACAUCUUUGUUACUGUUGACAACCCAGAGAGCCACAUUUCUGCUAUUGAGACCUUCAUUACGUACAGAGUUGUAACCAGGACCACCUGCAGCGAGUUCGACUCCAGCGAGUAUGAAGUACGGCGACGCUACCAGGACUUCCUGUGGCUCAAAAGCAGAUUGGAGGAAAACUACCCAACUCUGAUCAUCCAUCCUCUCCCAGAGAAGUUUGUGAUGAAGAGCAUGGUGGAGCGCUUCAAUGACGACUUCAUAGAGACCAGGAGGAAAGCACUACACCGCUUCCUCAAUCGGAUCGCCGAGCACCCCAUCCUGUCCUGCAGCCACCACUUCAAAGUCUUCCUCACUGAAGAGGAGCUGGCUCCUCACAGGAAACUGGGUCCAGGCUUUCUGAGCAGGAUGAGCGACACCAUGAGGGCCAUGGCCAACUCUGUGCGAGGCCUCAGGAGCAAGCUGGAGGAGUUUGCCGUCAUGCAGGAGUAUGUGGACGACUUCAGCAACAAGAUGUGCUCUGUGGACAAAGUCACCCACAGGAUCAUCAAGGAACAUAGAGAAUACAUGGAUGAGCUGAAGCAGUACGGUCCUACCUACUUCCAGUGGGCGGAGUCAGAGGAACUGCUGGCAGAACCACUGAAGGGUGUUGGUAGCUGUGUGGAGAGGUGCAGUAAGGAGACAGAGGAGCAGAUCCAACAUCUGUCCGAGUUUCUUGUCCCUACCCUGCACGAGUAUGUCCUUUGUGCCGACACUCUGAAGGCUGUGAUGAGACGGAGAGACAACAUCCAGGCUGAGUUCGAAGCAAAGAAUGAGGCCCUGGCCUCAAGAACAACUGACAAAGAAAUGCUGCAGGAGGAGGUGGAUGACCUGGCAGACCGAGUGGAACAGGCCAACAAUGCUUUACGGGGAGACUGGUCCCGCUGGAGGACCAGCAUGAGAGCUGACCUCAAAUCUGCUUUCAUCUCCACCGCUGCCAAGAACGUCGAUUAUUAUGAGAAGGUGAGUUUGACUUACUGCCCUUCAUCGCUUUAUGCCGUUUGUCUUCAGACCUCAAGAACUUUGACUAGCUGGUUCUUUAGAGCAGCUCUGUUACCUCAGAGGUGUUGAAGAAGAAUCAGUGGU